Molecule: messenger RNA, 2137 nt
Organism: Tinamus guttatus (white-throated tinamou)
Lineage: Eukaryota; Metazoa; Chordata; Aves; Tinamiformes; Tinamidae
Source: RefSeq, a predicted model, not a curated record
AUGGUUAAGAUUGCAGUCUCUAAGGAGCCUCUCUCGAAAGCUGUCCUGUUUCGUACCUUUAUCAGUGACAAAAGUGAUGUGACAUUGCAUUUUUCAGAGGAAACCAUUCCUUUUGUUUGUGAAAUCUUCGUUUUUGUAAUGCAGGCAGGUGAAGCUGUAGGAGCUGGACUUUUACAGUGUUGUUCUGUCCCACUCCUUGCAAUGACUGUUCGAUCACCAAGUAUGUACAUGGACAAUAUCAUGAGGGGUGGCUGUUCAUCAGAAAAUCAUAGAUAUAGGUUGGUGGAGAUAUCUGUUUAUGUAAUAGUGGGUGACUGCAUCGCAGCGCACAAGGAAGGUGGUGGGAGGGAGGACUCCGAUGGGGCUGGGAUCACGUUGGAGCUGCACUUUGGGGUGCUGGGCUCACGCUGUUGGAAUUGGGCCCUUGCGUGGACUGGCCUGUCAGCUGCAUCGGGGUUUCCUCAGGCCUCCAGUUUGGAUGAGGAAGAGCCGCACAGUCCUGAAGUGCCAGCAGGAAGACCCAUGACUUGGAGUAGCCCAGCUGGCCUGGCUCAUGCAAGCAAAGACCUGGAAGAGCAGUUGCGGUCCGUGUCCAGCGUGGAUGAACUCAUGACAGUACUUUACCCAGAAUACUGGAAAAUGUUCAAAUGUCAACUGAGGAAAGGAGGUUGGCAGCACAACAGGGAACACUCCAGGUUUGACACAAGAUCAGAUGAUUCACUGAAAUUUGCUGCAGCACACUAUAAUGCAGAGAUCCUGAAAAGUAUUGAUACUGAAUGGAGAAAAACUCAGUGCAUGCCACGUGAAGUUUGCGUGGAUGUGGGAAAAGAGUUUGGAGCAACUACAAACACCUUCUUUAAACCCCCAUGUGUAUCCAUCUACAGAUGUGGAGGUUGCUGCAAUAGUGAAGGACUCCAGUGUAUGAAUAUCAGCACAAAUUACAUCAGCAAGACACUGUUUGAGAUUACAGUGCCACUCUCUCAUGGCCCCAAACCUGUGACUGUUAGUUUUGCCAAUCACACGUCCUGCCGAUGCAUGUCCAAGUUGGAUGUCUACAGACAAGUUCAUUCUAUCAUAAGACGUUCCUUGCCAGCAACACAAACUCAGUGCCAUGUGGCAAACAAGACCUGUCCAAAAAAUCAUAUCUGGAAUAAUCAAAUUUGCCGAUGUUUGGCACAACAUGAUUUUGGUUUCUCGUCUCACCCUGGGGACACGGACACAUCCGAAGGAUUCCAUAUUUGUGGGCCAAACAAGGAGCUGGAUGAAGAAACCUGUCAAUGUGUCUGCAAAGGGGGUGUGCGGCCCUCCAGCUGUGGACCUCACAAAGAAUUAGAUAGAACAUCAUGUCAGUGCAUGUGCAGAAACAAACUUCUCCCUGCUUCCUGUGGGCCCAACAAAGAAUUUGAUGAAGAUAAAUGCCAGUGUGUAUGUAAAAAAACCUGUCCAAAACAUCAGCCACUAAAUCCUGCAAAAUGCACCUGUGAAUGUACAGAAUCUCCCAAUAAAUGCUUCUUAAAAGGAAAAAGGUUCCACUACCAGACAUGCAGUUGUUACAGACCACCAUGUACAGUUCGAACGAAACGCUGUGAUGCUGGAUUUUAUUUCAGUGAAGAAGUGUGCCGCUGUGUACCCACAUACUGGAGAAGACCACUCAUGAAUUAGUGAAGGCAGCACUACUCACUAUUUUGGUGUACAUUUUUCCAUUAGAACAAACAAACGAACAGCAAAAACUUUGCUAAUAUUUGGAAUUAAAUGUUCACCAGAGACCCUGUGGGGCUUUCAGAGACAGAAACAUUGUGCUUUUCUCAAGAUGUGGAAAGCAAAUGAAGAAAAUAACUGGGGUUCAUGUUUUGUAACGAACUCAGUAAGGACUUAUUUUCUGCCAAUGACCAAACAGCCUAGGUUCUUCUUGUGAUUUUUUUUUUUUAAGAGAUAAUGACUAUAUAAUUUAUUUCCACUAAAAACAUUGUGCAGCAUUCCUGUUUAUAGCAGUAACAAUUGUUAAAGCUCACUGUGAUCAAUAUUUUUAUAUCAUGCAAAGUAUGUUUAAAAUAAAAUGAAAAUUGUAUUAUAUAAUGGUGAGAAUGUUUGAUCAACUCUACAGAAAAGAACUACAAUUCAGCUAUAGUAGUGAAGU